AACAUAAAUUUAGCAACUCUGAAGCGUUUCAAAAUUUAAGAGAUUUAUUAAUAAGAUAUGAUAUUACACAGAACUCAUUUUUUAAGAAGAUCUACGAUUAUAUGACUGUGUUUGAACUGAAAUUAAAAAAGGACAAUCAGAAGACAGCAAGCGUUGACAGAGAACUAAAGAAUAUGGCUAACAUAGAUAACUUUUCGAGAAAUAUAGUAACAAAUUUACGAAAAUUGACACAACUUGCUCAAAAUAUAAAUUCUCGGACGAAGAGAGAGGUAAUGAGAGACAAUGACGCUGUUGAAUAUUUGUUGAUGUUAAUGGAGUACUUGUUGAAACAGAACUAUUCUUUGGAUGCAGCACCUGCAAACGACGGCAUCGAUAUGCUUAUAGAAGCUAUAAAAAACGCUCCGGAUAUUAAACCGAUAAAGAAAAAAGUACUAGAGUACACACCAGCUAUAUUUCCAACAAGAACCGUUCCUGAAAAAAUAAAGAGGGUCAAAGGCAAGGCGAGAAAGACAACUACAAUAAAAAAACAAGUUGUAACAUCGAGGUUAGAUAAUCCAAAAUUUGUAGAGGCUGUCGAGGAAGAUAAGGAUUAUGAAGAUAAAUUCAUGUAUACGAGACGUGCCGUUGAUAGUGAGAGCGAAGGAAUGGAAAAUAAUGUUAAUACUGUUACCAGCAAAAUUGAUUCUAUCCCUGAAUAUUUAAAAGAAAGCGACUCAGAAGCAAUAAAUGAUAAUAAAAUAGAAAAAAUAGAAAUAAACGAUAACAGCGAAAGUAAAUUAGAUAAAUCAAAUACAAAAGAAAGAGUCCAAGAAAAGAAAUAUGACAUAUUUAAGGCUGAUCUUGGUGACUUUAUUGUUUUCGUUUCUUCGACAGCUCCACCGACGCAUCCUACUGCACAAGUUACUGCUAAAGCAACUGUCACAGUUGCAAAAACUACAGAAACGUCACCAGAAAUUGCUGACAAAAAGAUAGAGUGGAUCGACGAGAGUUACGAGAAAGAUAUCAAAGAAGAGCAGAAAGCAGAAACUACGAAACCGCCUGUAGUGGUAACGAGAACUAAAAAGGCCACUAGUAAAGAAGAAAACAUAAGUACCAUGACAAAAGAAAUAAAGACAGAAGUAAAGAAGAAGACUACAAGGGCAGAAGAUGUGGCGUAUAAAAAACAAAUGGAUUUACUGAACUCACUAGACUACGUGACAGAGAAAACAGAAUUCGACAUAGAAUCAAAGGACAUAGAAGAUCCAUUCCCAUCUUAUUUUGGUUAAGAUUAUAUGUUGUAAGACUGGUAUUCAUGUUUGAAAUUAUGUUUGAUUGCGAUUGCUCUGUUUAGACGUCCCAGAAGAUAUAUUGCAUGAAUCUUUAAAUAAUUAAAUUUUGCGUCAUAAUGCCCAGUAAAUAUUAUGCCAGCAUGUUCAAAGUUUACUUUGUUGAGAGAUAGCGUUAUUUGGUGGUAAGAUAUUUGUAUUCGGCCGGAUAACGUCUAUAUCCAGAGUUUAAAACCAGCAAUAGUGGCCAACUUGACUGUCGCGUUCCGGGCUCAGCCUGUGUUCAAACAGGCCGGCAUAAUUGUGUCGACUGG
Molecule: messenger RNA, 1579 nt
Organism: Manduca sexta (tobacco hornworm)
Lineage: Eukaryota; Metazoa; Arthropoda; Insecta; Lepidoptera; Sphingidae
Exons: 2
Coding region: 102-1265 (387 amino acids)
Source: RefSeq, a predicted model, not a curated record